Molecule: messenger RNA, 1535 nt
Organism: Brassica oleracea var. oleracea
Lineage: Eukaryota; Viridiplantae; Streptophyta; Magnoliopsida; Brassicales; Brassicaceae
Exons: 13
Coding region: 77-1249 (390 amino acids)
Source: RefSeq, a predicted model, not a curated record
CUUCUCUCUCUCGCGAAUCACGCUCUCUGUCUCUCUGACACUGUGCUUGCUAAGUCCUCUGUUGCAGUCUCCAAUAAUGGCGUUUUCUAAGCCACUUUUCUUUCUCGUCCUCCUUACGCUCUCCCUUUCCCGUGAAGUCGCUUCUUCUUCCUCCUCCUCAGAGAACAAUGGCUGUAGUAAUGGUGCACAUGAACACUGUUCGGUCGACGAACUCAAAUCCACCGUCUCUUCUCUCCAAUCAAUCAUCAAGGAGAAGAAUCAAGAACUGCACAGCAAAGAGGAGCAGAUUAGAGUAUUGGAGUUAUAUAUCCGGGAGAAAUCAUACUUGUUUGAGACUGACAUAGAUUUUAUUCAAUCUGAGAAUCCUGUGAAGCACGGGAGUGAAGCAGAAGAAAAGGUUUAUGAACUUGAGAAGCAGGUAUUGAGACUUAAAGGGGAAGUGGAGUUACAACGUAAUAAAAGGCUCCAAGUGGAAGCUCGAGCUGAAACCGCAGAUGAGAAAGUUGAAGAGUUUAACUCGAAGGUAGAAAAUAUCGAUAUGAAGUGGUUCUUCUCUAAGCUUGGUCUUAAACCGAACAAAACUCAGGCAUAUCUAAAGACUCUAUGGCACCAACAUCUUAGUCCAAAUCUUCAUAUCACUCUUCAACAGGUUUCCUUGAAAAUUAAACAAGUCCAGAAAUGGUCAGAGCCUCACAUUGAAACCAUGAGCUCAAAAUGGAUUCCAAGCAUCAAAGAAGCUUGUGUAACAUUAACCAUUUACUUAGAACCAAAGGUUCACUAUUUAACAGAGAAGUCCAUCGAGGUGUUAUCUAUGUCUAAGCAGGCUUUCACACCACAUAUCAUCCAAGGCUUUGAUGUGUCACGCUACUAUCUUGAGGUAAUCAGGACACAUACAUCCCCAUACACAAGCCAAAUUAUGACCAUAGCGAAACCACACUUGGAGAAAGUACAAGUCGCCUUAGAGCCAUAUACAGAACACGUAAGGCAUGGCUUUAAAAAGUUGGUUGACUCCACCAAAGUCUACCAUCAGCAGGCUCAAGAAAUGCUGAAGAACAAUGAGAUUACAAAACCGGUUGCUACCAUGGAUUUAGCUUGGGUUGGGGCCACGGCUUUGAUUGGUUUCCCUCUCAUAUUCAUCAUCAAAUUUCUUUCUGCUGUCUCCAAUCCUAAGGGGAAGAGGAGAUACAACCACAAACAAGAACCAAGCACUGGAUAUCGACGGGCCAAACGCCGUCAUCCUCACCAUUGAAACAAUAUAAACUAUAACUUCAGGAGAUCAAAAAGGUGGUUUGUAUUUACCUUUUUGGAUAAGACUUUAUUACAGUUACUAGUUUUAGCUGAAGAUGUUUAGUAGAGCUGUUCUCUCUCUCUAUGUAGUGACAAAUCUUAGAACAAUUUUCUUCAGUCAAGAGAAGAGAGAGAAAAGAGUUGUAAAACUUUCUCACAUUAUACAAAUACACUGGUUCGGGAAAUUUGACUGUAUAUCUAUCCCGGCCUAGAUCAAUUGGGCUUGUACAAUUCGAACUAAAAAAGCC